GUAGCAAGGCACACGCUGUGCUGCCUCUAACGCUUUCUUUUUGAACCAAGAGUCAGGAGCAGUCAUCAGGACUGCCUCUCGAAAUGUCUAUGUCGCUGACAUUUUUCUUGGUACAGCCUACAGGAAAUGGGACAGCAGCAAUCAGCAAAUAUAGAGCCAGAGGAGAUCGAUGAGGGUGCUGUAUUGGUGGCAAAAGUAGAAGACUUCAAGACUUCUAAGAAACUUAGAACCACUGUGAAUGAUAGAGAAAUUGUGGUAUUUCAGCACUUGGGGAAACACCACGCCUUAGAUCUCCGCUGUUACCAUUCAGGAGGGCCAUUACACCUUGGAGAGAUUGAGGAUAUCGAUGGACGGGCUUGUGUUAUUUGUCCUUGGCACAAGUUUAAAAUAGUUUUGGAAAGCGGUGAAGGCCUUUAUCAAGGAUUUGACCCCCGUGAGCCCAAAAGAACCAAAAAAUGGUUUUCUAAAGGAGUGAAGCAGCGGACUCACAAAGUGACUGUCAGAAAUGGUGGCGUCUAUGUUACUCUAUCAGAUACUAGUACUAUGUGGUGUGACUCUGAUUGCUAUGCAAAAGAGAAGUUUAUUGACCAGACUUGCCCAGAUCCAGUAACAUAAGCUUGUAUUUACAAUUGCCAUUUUUCUUGUAUUUAUUCUGUUUGUGAUCCUUUAUAUUAAAAGGUUCUGACCCAGUAUAUGUGCUGAUAUUCAGAGGUUCCCAUGCAUUGUUCUAAAUAUAUAAAAAAGCAUAAUACAAUUU
Messenger RNA from Rana temporaria (common frog), 757 nucleotides. RefSeq names its product Rieske Fe-S domain containing (gene RFESD). The record is from RefSeq and is a predicted model, not a curated record. The coding region runs from base 127 to 615 and encodes 162 amino acids. Gene Ontology annotation, molecular function: 2 iron, 2 sulfur cluster binding. The transcript is spliced from 4 exons. Lineage: Eukaryota; Metazoa; Chordata; Amphibia; Anura; Ranidae.